Melampsora larici-populina 98AG31 is the source of this 660-nucleotide messenger RNA. RefSeq lists its product as uncharacterized. The record is from RefSeq and is a predicted model, not a curated record. The transcript has 4 exons. The coding region runs from base 1 to 660 and encodes 219 amino acids. NCBI's taxonomy places the organism in Eukaryota, Fungi, Basidiomycota, Pucciniomycetes, Pucciniales, Melampsoraceae.
AUGCCUCAAGCCAAGAAAGAUCCGAACGCUCCAAAAGUCGCGAGAGCAGUCUGGACCGAUUCCAAGAUUCGUUUUAUACUCAACGAGUUUUUAACUGAAAAAGAGGAUGGUAACAUGAUUGGUGGCAACUGGAAACCCGUGGCUUACACCAAUGUUCACGAGAGAUACACUCUUGCGUAUCCAGAAGACAAGGUGAAUAGAGAACAAAUCAAAAAUUUAUACACCACAAGCAAGAGUUCUUAUACUGGAAUGAAAAAAGUCAAAAUGACCUCUGGAGUUGGAUGGGUUGGUGGCAAGAUCGACAUGCCAAAUGAAUGGUGGGAGAACGUAGGCAAGAAAGACAAGGACGCGAUGAAGCUUCGAAACAAUUCAUUCGACUACUACGAAGAAAUGGAUGCAAUGCUUCAUGGAUCUAAACCGGCUGGGGCUUUACGUACUGGCACAAGUUCUGGUACACGAGUUGAGGCAGAGAAUAACAAGGAAGAGGAAAUUGAAAUUAUAGAUCAUGAUAAUUUAGAAGAAAGCAAAGAAGAAAGCAGAUAUGAGGAAGUAGAUGCACAAGGAUUGACCCAAGCCGAAAGAGACCUCGAUGAUCUUCCAGAUUCAGAUGAAGAAGUUUCAACUGAAAAAGGCAAAGGUAAAGCAAUUGUAUCAGUCUAA